Gigantopelta aegis is the source of this 1104-nucleotide messenger RNA. RefSeq lists its product as uncharacterized. The record is from RefSeq and is a predicted model, not a curated record. Lineage: Eukaryota; Metazoa; Mollusca; Gastropoda; Neomphalida; Peltospiridae. Bases 1 to 1104 code for a protein of 367 amino acids. Gene Ontology annotation, molecular function: nucleic acid binding; zinc ion binding. The transcript has a single exon.
AUGGAUAACAUCCAAAAUUUAAUUCCAAAUUCUGAUGGGACCCUGAAAAGGGUCCACACCGAAGUUUCGGACUUCUUGUCUUCGGACGAGGAGUCCAUGGCAUCAAGAACAAAUGUGAAGAAAUCCAAAGUGAUUUCUUCACAAAAUUGGCCAAGGUUUCUUGUCAUCAGUUCUACUGAUGAUGGGGCCGUGAACAAAUUAUCCCCGUUUGCCAUUCAAAAGGCAAUUGUUGGCUUGGCUGGUGAGCCUAAAUCAGUGAAAAAAAUAAAGACUGGACUAUUGGUUGAAUGUUCAACCGAAAAGCACUCAACUUGUCUUCUCAAGUCUACAGUUUUUUGUACCUUAUCAAUUAAGGUAACUCCCCAUACCUCCCUUAACUCGUCUAAGGGAGUGGUCAGAUGCAGGGAUCUGGAAGGAUUUAGUGAGGAUGAGAUAUGCCAAAAUCUAUGUUCGCAGGGUGUUAUUGCUAUGAGGAGGAUAAAGGUUCGUCGGAACAAUGAUUUGUUACCGACGAAUACUUGUAUCCUCACAUUUAACAUCCCUACCCUUCCCCAAUAUGUCAAGGCUGGUUACCUUAGUAUUCCCGUUGAACCCUUUAUUCCAAACCCCUUGCGUUGCUUCAAAUGCCAGAGGUUUGACCAUGGUCAGAACAGAUGUCGUGGGAAACUUACAUGUGGUCGAUGUGGUCUUUUUGACCAUGAUAGCAAGACGUGUACAAACGAUAUACUUUGUCUUAACUGCAAGGGCAACCAUUGUGCAUACUCGCGAGAGUGUCCACGGUGGAAACUGGAAAAACGGGUUCAGCAGGUAAAGGUACAAAAUAAGUUAUCCUUCAUGGAUGCCAGGAGGUUGGUGGAGACAGCAACACCAACAGUGGUUGACAAGUCAUAUGCAGCUGCAGUUGGUGCCAAAGUCGCCACUAAAAGUGUUGCAGUUAACACAGAAUUAACCUGGCAUUGUGAUGAUGCCAAAUACAAAAAACUGUCUGACAUUGAGAAGGCUCAAAAACAGGUGCACAAAGCAUCACAAAAAAAACUAAGUUACUCCCCAGCACAAAGAAAUGGAAACCCAAGUGUCAUUGGAUGUUACAAAUCCACCAAAUAG